Messenger RNA from Dichomitus squalens LYAD-421 SS1, 1892 nucleotides. RefSeq lists its product as uncharacterized. Gene Ontology annotation, molecular function: iron ion transmembrane transporter activity; manganese ion transmembrane transporter activity. The record is from RefSeq and is a predicted model, not a curated record. Gene Ontology annotation, cellular component: fungal-type vacuole membrane. Gene Ontology annotation, biological process: intracellular manganese ion homeostasis. Bases 764 to 1765 code for a protein of 333 amino acids. Lineage: Eukaryota; Fungi; Basidiomycota; Agaricomycetes; Polyporales; Polyporaceae. The transcript has 3 exons.
CUCGCUGACACGUUCACCGGCUUGCUUCGACCACACCUGAAUAUCCGAGCUUUCACAUCCAGCGCCGCGGGGGUCUUCGUGGCUCUUUUACGCCCGAGUUUCUCUUCGACAUGCCUCGCUUCUGGCCAUUCACAAGCUCAUGCAGUUCUUGCGGGGCUCUCACGUCUGUCGACCAACGUGCCAUUUUCUUAAGAGUCCCGGGGCAUUCGCGGACACAGCUCACAUGUGCAGAACCCUGCUCUCCAUGUGCAUCAGUUGUGGCGGCAUUCGACCGAGGAGGAUUCCCGGUGUGUGAAUCACGGAUGAUUUGCCUAAAUCUGCCUAUUGAUAGGGCUACCGGCGCUCGACUUCUCCCGCACGAAGCAUGCCUUACCGUGAGUGUGGGGGUUCGGGAUGCAGGCGAUGAACGUUGGUAUCUUUCGCUGAAACGAUGGAGCGAUGGACAACGAGAACAGGCCUCGAGCGUUCCUUCGCACUCCUGACUACCCUCGGCGUUGGAAUGUAUGUUGAGGCGUUUGAACAUGACCCGCCCGGCGCCCGCCAGAUUGGUCCCGAUGACCCGGCAGGAGCCAGUAGAAACGCAGAUUACGUGAGGCUCUGAGAGCGUCUCCGGCACUCCAAAGGCUGGCAUGUCCCGUCUGCGCUCCGUGCUCCCGUCUUUCAUAUCCUCACCGUCUUCGCCCUGGUCCUGUACGCUCGGCUUCCCCAUCUCGUCCCCUGAGCGACCUCAUCCUCGACCCCAGUCUAGCCGGUAUCUACUUCUAUGUCUGACGGCUCCACCUCCGCACCAUCCGUCCGUUUGCCCCAUCGCAGGGGCUCCGAUACCCUGGCGAGCAACAAGCCCCCAGUCUGGUCGAUCAACCACUCUGCGUGCCCACAGCCUGCACCCCUCCCCGCAAAGUGCGACAGACACGAACCUCAGCGGUCUGGAGUGUGCUGCAAAGAAUUGAGAGGAGACGACGAGCGUACGCUCGUUGACCCUGACGUAGUUCGCGAUGUUGUAAUCGGCCUCUCCGAUGGCCUCACAGUCCCCUUCGCACUCACCGCGGGCCUCUCCUCGCUAGGCGAGUCCAAGCUCGUCAUCCUCGGCGGCAUCGCAGAGCUCAUUGCGGGCGCAAUCUCCAUGGGCAUCGGCGGCUUCCUCGCGUCCCAGGCCGAGCGCGACCACUACCGCUACCAGCAAAAGGCCACUGCCGCGCGGGUCUGGCGCUCCUGCGACGGCGAGAUGGAGCGCGAAGUUCACGCCGUCCUCGGGCCCGUCGGCAUCGACGAGAAAACUUCCAGGCAGGUCGCGGCCGCGCUGCGCGAAAUCGAGUUCGGCCCGGAGAGCGGCAGCAGCAGCCACAGUCACCGCACGAGCGGGGGGAGCGACGCGACGGUCGUCGCGGAGGAGGGCGGGCAGCAGCUGCGGUGGGCGAAGGACGUCGGCCUGACGGCGUUCCUGCUCAAGUUCGGCGAGGGCAUCGAGGAGGUGCCCGUUUCUCGGAUGUACGCGUCCGCGUUCACGAUCGGCAUGGGGUACCUCGUCGGCGGCCUCAUCCCGCUCCUGCCGUACUUCUUCCAGCCCGUCGCGCACAUCGCGCUGAUCUGGUCGUGCGUUGUGACGGGUGUGGUGCUGCUCAUAUUCGGGGCCGUCAAGGCUCGCGUUACUGGCGCUGCGGGGCAGGGUGCGAGCGGCUACGUUUGGGGCGCGUUCAGUACGUUGCUCGUCGGCGGUGCUGCUGCCGCUGCCGCGUAUGGCAUCGUUGCUGCGCUUGAGCAUUAGGACGGACUACCUUGUGUUUCCGUAUGCCACUCGUAUCAUAAAGCUUCUCUUCGCAUCGUGUAGGUUAGAUGCUGUGGUUUAGUAGUUCUUGGACGCGAGACUUACUCUGUCUAUAAUGCAAUGAGUU